AAAGAUGUCUUAAAGGCAGUCAAGUCGAUUAAAAAAUCAAAUGAAGAUAAAAAUGUACAUAAAUCUGAAGUCAAAACCACGCCGGAGAGUGCAAAGAAAAAAAGGAAUAAUAAAAAAGAUAGCCGAAACGAUUUAUGUAGCUUGUCUAUUGAAACGUCUUCACAACAACAGGACACAUGA
This is a messenger RNA of Dentiscutata heterogama, 180 nucleotides long. NCBI's taxonomy places the organism in Eukaryota, Fungi, Glomeromycota, Glomeromycetes, Diversisporales, Gigasporaceae. The record is from the annotation of a GenBank genome assembly.